UGACUGUAAACGCAUCUGCAAAGUUUUAAAAAUCAAAGCGCACGACAAACAAACUUGUUGACUCCCAAAAGAAGGAACCGAUUCUGAUCAGCUGAAACGAGUCGGCAGUAAUUCCAGAUUUACUUCCUGUAGGCCUACUUCAUUUGGUAACAAAAGUCCCGCCUCUGGUCUUCAUUAGCUGCUCGCUGACAGCUGUAGACCAAUUACAACAGACUGGGACAUCUGACCAAUCAGAGCAGGGUACGAUCUCUGAAAGGGGGAGUUUAGAAUAAAUCCUUUAGAACGGAUCAUUGAACAAGUCGUUUUUGACACGGGGGCGGGGGAGGUAAUGCUGCAAUUUAAAUUAUGAGCACAUUAAAGUGUUUUUUUUUUUUGGACCCUGGAUGCAUGUAAAUCUAUUGUAUGAGACCUUUAAAACAAAAUUAAACACGUUUCAAAACCAUAAUAGGUGCACUUUAAAGAUUCUUUAAAAAUGAACAACACAUCACUAAAUGACAGGUGUAUAUUAAUGCUCUCUUUGUAACAUGUUGUCGUUUCUAUAGUGUCAGCUCAAUGCAUGGCAGAUGCUUCACAUAAACAGAUUUUAAAAUGUGUAAAAGUGUUGAUAUGAUGACAUUUUCUGUAAGGAGAUGUUUAUUUAACAUUUGUGUAAGGAGUCUCCAGUGCCAGCAUUUUCUAACAGUCCGAAGUUGUAACUUUAUGUUUCCGACAUCUUCAGGACAGAGAGGUUUAAGCUUUGUGGUUUCUCUGUAAGAUGAUAGGCUGCGUGUAUGUUUUUUUGUGUCUUUUAGACUGACAAAAUGAGAGUCUGGUGAGAGAACGACUGUUUAUAGCUUCCAUAACGGAACAGGAAGUAACUUGUUUGGACAUCACGUUCCACAAUAUUAAGUGUAACUACAAACGGUUAAAAGUAGCCUACAAAUCUCUGGCAAAUUGUUGUGAUUAUAAGAAGAAGAAAAAAAUUGGGUUGUGCUGUUCUAGAAACUUCGGGGUGUUCGUGUUAACUCGGCUCUAUCGUGCCACUCCACUGUGUGAUUGUUUUAGUAGAACAGCAGGAAAUUGUAUAAAACCUUUGGGAACAGUACUGUAGUGCAGUUUAGGUGUCCGGAGAAAUUGCCGGAAUAAAAAUCCCGGGUCCUUCAGGCAGACCGUUUAGCGCUGGAGCCGAGAGCUGUCACUUUGUUACGGACUUCAUUCAUUGUUCCUGGUUUCUCCUGAAGCGGAUUUCGUUAUCUUUUCCCAUCAUGUUCGAGGAGGCGAGCGAGGUGUUUGAUAACAUGCUGAAAUCGUCCUUUCCGUUGACGAUUAUCGUGUUUUUGCCUGCAGUGUUGAUCCUGGUGUCUCCGCUCCCAGCUGAAGCGGCGCAUGAAUUCACAGUGUACCGCAUGCAGCAGUAUGACCUACAGGGACAGAACUACGGAUCGAGGAAUGCAAUUUUGAAUACUGAAGCCCGUACGGUGGAGGCGGAGGUGCUAAGCCGUCGCUGCGUGAUGAUGCGACUGGCCGAUUUCUCCUACGAGAAAUACCAGAAGGCUCUCCGGCAGUCUGCGGGGGCCGUCGUCAUCAUCAUCCCCAAGAACAUGUCCACAAUGCCCCAGGACAUUGUGCAACAGUUCAUGGAGUUGGAGCCGGAGCUGAUGGCCACAGAGACCAUCGUUCCUGUGUACUUUGCUGUUGAGGAUGAUGAGCUGCUGUCUAUUUACACCCAGACGCAGGUCUCCUCUGCCUCACAGGGCUCCUCCUCCGCAGCUGAAGUGCUUCUGCACUCUGCCACUGCAAACGGAUUCCAGAUGGUGACGAGUGGAGCUCAGAGUAAAGCUGUGAGCGAUUGGGCUAUCACCAGCCUAGAGGGUAAAUUAGCAGGAGCAGGAGGAGACGAUCUGCCCACCAUCGUCCUUGUUGCUCACUACGACUCUUUUGGAGUGGCUCCGUGGUUGUCGUACGGUGCUGACUCCAACGGCAGUGGUGUAGCAGUACUCCUGGAGCUGGCUCGACUCUUCUCUAAACUCUACUCUCACAAACGGACUCACGCCGGGUAUAACGUGCUUUUUUUCCUGUCUGGAGGAGGGAAGUUUAACUAUCAGGGCACUAAACGGUGGCUAGAGGAUAAUUUGGACCACACAGAGUCCAGUCUCCUGCAGGAUAACGUGGCAUUCGUCUUGUGUUUGGACACACUCGGGAACGGGGACAGUCUUUACCUGCAUGUGUCUAAACCUCCUAAAGAAGGCACACCUCAGCAUGCUCUGCUCCGAGAGCUACAAACGGUUGUAUCUCAGCAGUACCCGGAGCUGAAGUUCUCCAUGGUGCAUAAGAAGAUCAACCUGGCUGAUGACACCCUGGCGUGGGAGCACGAGCGCUUCGGGAUCCGCCGCCUUCCCGCCUUCACGCUCUCGCACCUGGAGAGCCACCGCAGCUCCAUGCGCAACUCCAUCAUGGACAUGCGGACUCGUGUAGAUCUGAAAAAGCUCAGUAGGAACACUAAACUGAUCGCAGAGGCUCUAGCGCGAGUCGUUUACAACCUGACUGAGAAGGGCACUAAUGCAGAUCUGGAGAUCUUCACAGACCAGAUGCAGGUGCAGGAGGAUCAGCUGCUCUCUCUGGUCGACUGGUUGAGCGCUCAGCCUCGAGCCGCCCAGUUGGUGGAUAAAGACAGCAGCGUGGUCAGCACCCUGGAGUAUUACCUCGGCCGCUACCUCAAAGACAUCAAGAGGCAUUUCGUCAAAGCUGACAAGAGGGAUCCUGAGUUUGUCUUCUAUGAUCAGCUGAAACAGACGAUGAAUGCAUACAGAGUAAAACCAGCCAUCUUUGACCUGCUGCUGGCACUGUGCAUUGCUGCAUAUCUCGGCAUCGUGUACUUGGCUGUCCAGCAUUUUGGCGUUUUGUACAGUGUUCUUCGCCGGGUCACGGCACCACGAGUCAAGCAGCAUUAACACCACUCCAGCUCUCUUCAUCCCUGCAAUAUGAGGGACUCCUGUAGUCCCACCAUGGAGCCAAGAGUGUGUUCAUUUUUUCCCUCUCUGACAUGUUUCUUCUCUUUCUUUUUUUUUUUUUGGGAAAUGGAAUAUCAUUUCCUUGUCAUGUUUGCUGUGUGUACGUUUGCCUGCUUGCCCUCCUUUGUCCAGGGACAGCAUUUUUACGGUCUUCCUUUCUGUCCAACACUGCCUCAUUCCCCUCUGCCUCAGUAUGAAGCUAGUGAGAUCUCUGCCAAGCAACAGUAAGUCGUCUUCUCAGGCAGCUAAAGUCAAAAAGGGCCAAAUUGCAGCUUAGUGUUAGCUAGAUAGAGAAAGUUGGUCAGUUUGGAAACUGUUCAUAUGUGACGCCUUAUUUUAGUCAAGAAUUUCUUUAACAUUAGUACAGCUCGAUAGACGUGUUCAUUCUCACACGUCCUGAUUUUGCAGAGUGACCAGCUCCGCCCUUAUUGACCAAGGGACACAUAGGUUAAUAUUUGAUCAGGGGGAAAAGCAAACUUGAUCAUGUGAGGACCUCCUUAGUUUUCAUUUUACUUCUUUGCCAUAAAUUGGUGCUAAUCCUGAACUCACACUGGCAGCAACCUGCCACACCUAAGUGAACAGAAGUCAUUUAAUUUUCAAUGCUGAUUUCCAUAUAAAUCAAAGUAACUGAUAAGGGUGAGAAAUGGGAAGGGACAGGUGACAUGGCAAAGCUGAGCAAAGUUUAAUUUUAUGCAAAUGAGAAGCGACUACCAAUAGGAGUAGGGGAGGGGUUCUGUUUCUUUUUCCGCCACAACUGUGAAACAUUUUCCAUGUUUUUGUUUCUACAUUUAUUUUCCAACUUGCAGCUCCUGAGACUUCCCUGCUGAAAAAAAAAACAAUAGAAACCAUCACAGAAAUUCUAAUGGUUUCCACUACAAAUAUCAUUACAAACCAUCAGCUUACCAUUAAAACCAUUGUUAUUGCUGGUCCGUAAUGGUAUCCACUAGACAAAAAAUGCCACCAAUAGAAGCCAACACAUUACAAGUAGAGACCCACAGGGACCAUUACAGUUUCCAUUAAAUAUAAAUAUACAAUUCCCAUUAUAACCAUUGCAAAUUCUAUGAGGGUUUCUGUUGAUUUUUUUCUCAGCAUGAUUGGUCUGCUGCUACAUGUAUAAAGUUUUCGGUACAUCAAACUUUUACACAUUUUACAAAAUUGUAAAAUGACACUUCUGAAUCGUAAAAAGUAAAAUGUCUUGGGUUUUUUUCUUUCAUUAGUAGAUUAGUACAUACAACACUAAUACAUUUAAGCAUUUUACCCCCCUUUUUUUUAUUCGGAAAAACAACUGAUUUGUGGUCAAAGGGGUGGUUUGAUACAUUUUAUUUUUAAAGACGAAAUGAGACGUCCCCUCUAGAGAGCGGUGUAGUGCAAAAAAUGACGGUUUAAAGUACACAAUAUAAAUAGCUUAACGACCUCAGUUAAGCUAGUAAGCUAUCGAAGGUAACAUUCAGUAAACAUGUCAUGAGAUUAAACUUUUGCUAAUGGCUGGUUGGAUUUAACCUAGGCUCUGCCCUUGUUAACUCAGGGAAACCUGUUACUCAGCAAAAUCAUCCAUCCAUCCUCUAGAGUACAAAUAUAAUGUUAAUUUAUUUGAUAUUAAAGAACCCGAGUAUUAAUUUCCUCAUUAAUGUUAACAACUUCAUCUUUAGGUUUCCAUCAAAUUUCAUACAUCUACCACUUUGGAUAGCCAUAACAGUCCGCUGAAUUAAACAAACACAAUAUACCUCGUCCAUCCUUUCCUUUGUUCUACACCGCGCCAGAGCCGGAGUCACUCGUUCACAUCCUUCAGCGAGAGCGAGACACUUAUUUUUUUCCCUGCUUCAGGUCUUUCUGCUGUUAUUUAUGGAAGCGGAUGAAGCUUCACCUUGCACUGAUUUUACACAGUUUCCUUUGUUUCGCUGAGAUCUAAGGUUUUGUCGGCUGUGCGUGAGCCUGUGUAAGAAAACUUUGACUCUUGCAGCAAACUUUAAAUAAAUAAGUAGAUAGGUUGAGGAAUAAAGUGUUUUGUUGAAAUACAUCUGUGAUGCUGAUUUUCAUUGAAACACAUUUAUUUAAGUUAUAAAAAAUAGUCUGUAUUCAUUCUUAGACUGAAAAAUUUCAAGUUUAUUUCCCAAAAUAUAUGGUCCAAGGAAAUGUCUUUACAUGUUCAAGAAAUUAAUCAAAGCCCUUUUUGUCCAUUCAGUUAUUUCACUAACCAACAAUAAAAACGAUGCAGUUU
This is a messenger RNA of Ictalurus furcatus (blue catfish), 5208 nucleotides long. It is a transcript of the gene ncln, whose product is annotated as nicalin. The record is from RefSeq and is a predicted model, not a curated record. NCBI's taxonomy places the organism in Eukaryota, Metazoa, Chordata, Actinopteri, Siluriformes, Ictaluridae. Gene Ontology annotation, cellular component: endoplasmic reticulum membrane. Bases 1245 to 2930 code for a protein of 561 amino acids. Gene Ontology annotation, biological process: regulation of signal transduction. The transcript has 15 exons.